Messenger RNA from Orycteropus afer afer, 1794 nucleotides. RefSeq names its product adenosine deaminase domain containing 2 (gene ADAD2). Gene Ontology annotation, biological process: RNA processing; adenosine to inosine editing. Gene Ontology annotation, cellular component: nucleolus; cytoplasm. Gene Ontology annotation, molecular function: double-stranded RNA adenosine deaminase activity; double-stranded RNA binding; tRNA-specific adenosine deaminase activity. The record is from RefSeq and is a predicted model, not a curated record. The transcript is spliced from 10 exons. NCBI's taxonomy places the organism in Eukaryota, Metazoa, Chordata, Mammalia, Tubulidentata, Orycteropodidae. The coding region runs from base 1 to 1794 and encodes 597 amino acids.
AUGGCUUCCCCAACCAGCUCAGCGGCAGUGGGCGCAAACAGCGUCCGGAGGAAGCCCCGCCUAGCUGCGUCGUUGAAGAUCAACCCCAGGCCCAGCCAUUGGCAGCCCUCAGCGAGUCUGGGCCAAGACCCCUGGGAGCCUGCACCUUCCUUUGAUGUGGAGGACGAUGGGGGUGGCGGGCAGCCCAAGGCCCCCGCGGCCGGGCAUGGUGGGCUGAGGCGGGGCCAGAAGGGAGUAGGGGGGAUGGGGCAUCCCGGACACUGGAAUCCUGCGGGACGGAUGGGAAUGGCCCUAAGGGUCUGUGUCUCUCCCGCAGGACCAGCCACGGACUUCCCGAUGGCGGCCCAACAGGUGAGCCUGCAGCUCAGAUACCCACCCCCAGGCCAGGCCGUGGCUUUGCUCACACAGUACGCGGCCAACCUAGGUGUUUCUCUGACCUUUCGAGAGGGUCAUGCGGCAGGUCCCUGCACCCCGUUCUCGGCGAGCGUGGAGCUGGAUGGAGUGGUCUGCCCUGCGAGUGCUGCCAGCAGCAGGUCAGAGGCCAAAGAGCAGGCAGCUGUGUUGGCUCUGCGGUACAUCAGGACUCAGCUGGAGGGCCCAGAGCCUCACAAGACUCCUAGGAGCCCUCCACUUGGCCCCCUGAGUGUAGGGAGUGUUGUGACCCACGAGCAGCGCUGUGCAGCAGUGGUCAGUGCCGGCUUUGACCGCCUGGUGGACAGGAGCUUGCCGUACUGGGCCUGCAAGGGGACCGUGGCUGCAGUUAUCUUAGAGAGAGAGGUCCCAGGAAGCAGGGCCCAUGCCAAGGAGAUCUAUGAGCUGGUGGCACUGGGCACCGGCAGCAGCUGCUACGCCGGCUGGCUGGAGUUUUCGGGCCGCCAGCUGCAUGACUGCCAUGGACUGGUGGUCGCCCGCCGGGCCCUGCUGAGGUUCCUGUUCCGGCAGCUUCUGCUGGUGACGCAAGGCGGCCCCAGAGGCAAGGAGCAGUCAGUGCUGGCUCCCAAGCCUGGGCCUGGGCCCCCCUUUGCUCUCAAGCCUGGAAUCUUCCUGCAUCUCUAUGUCAGCAACACUCCCAAGGGAGCGGCCCAUGACAUCUACCUCCCCUCAUCCUCAGAAGGUAGUUUCCUGCACAGUCCCCCCUUCCGCCUGCAGGCCCACAUCCGCGGGGAGCUGAAGCCCGUAUGCUAUGUGGCAUCCACGCUCCGCGACAGCCAUGUGGGUUGUCUCUCGGCUAGUGACAAGCUCGCCCGCUGGGCUGUGCUGGGACUGGGGGGUGCCCUGCUAGCCCACUUCCUGCCACCCCUCUAUGCUACCAGCCUCGUCCUGGCAGACCCCUGCCACGAUCCCCCCACUCUGAGCAGGGUCAUCCAUGCGCGACCCAGACUGGAUGAGGCAGAAGGGCCGUGCCUGCCACCCCCCUACACCCGUACCGCCCUGCACCUGUUUGCAGGGCCCUCAGUGGCCCCCUCCAGUCCCAGCCCCAGUACCUGCCACAGCCUGAGCCUCAACUGGAGCCUGGGGGACUCCGAAGUCGAGGUUGUGGAUGUGACCACCGGGCGGGUGAAGGCAGACGGGACCCUCGGGCCUCCCUCCCGCCUCUGCAAGGCUGCCUUUCUCCACGCCUUCCGUCAGGCUGCCCGAGCUUUGGGCAAGGUCCACCUCCUGGCCCUGAGGACCUAUGAGGCAGCCAAGGCUGGGCCCUACCGGGAGGCACGCCAGCGGCUCUCUGUUCUCCUGGACCAGCAGGGCCUGGGGGCUUGGCCUUCGAAGCCACUGCUGGGUAAAUUCAGAGACUGA